This is a messenger RNA of Solanum stenotomum, 1102 nucleotides long. RefSeq names its product serine/threonine-protein kinase Aurora-2. NCBI's taxonomy places the organism in Eukaryota, Viridiplantae, Streptophyta, Magnoliopsida, Solanales, Solanaceae. Gene Ontology annotation, molecular function: protein kinase activity; ATP binding. The transcript has 9 exons. The record is from RefSeq and is a predicted model, not a curated record. The coding region runs from base 23 to 919 and encodes 298 amino acids. Gene Ontology annotation, cellular component: spindle midzone; spindle microtubule; chromosome passenger complex. Gene Ontology annotation, biological process: protein phosphorylation; regulation of cytokinesis; mitotic spindle organization.
UCUCUCUAGAUAGAUAUAGAGGAUGGGGAUCGCGAUGGAGAACCAACAACAACAACAACACAAGAAUUUUCAACUUCUACAGACUUCAUCAGAGGCUGAUAAAAAGAGAUGGACACUUAAUGAUUUCGACAUUGGGAAGCCUCUUGGAAGAGGAAAGUUCGGUCAUGUAUAUCUAGCUAGGGAGAAAAGGAGCAAUCAUAUUGUUGCAUUAAAAGUGCUGUUCAAAAGCCAGCUAAAACAGUCCCAGGUUGAACAUCAGCUUCGUCGUGAAGUUGAAAUACAAAGCCACCUUCGCCAUCCAAAUAUUCUGAGGCUUUACGGUUACUUUUAUGACCAGAAACGUGUGUAUUUGAUCCUGGAAUAUGCUGCCAAGGGUGAACUCUAUAAGGAGCUGCAGAAAUGCAAAUAUUUCAGUGAACGACGUGCUGCAACUUAUGUUGCAUCAUUAGCCCGAGCCCUGAUAUACUGUCAUGGGAAGCACGUAAUACACAGAGAUAUUAAGCCAGAGAAUCUUUUGGUUGGUGCACAGGGUGAACUUAAAAUAGCAGACUUUGGGUGGUCAGUGCACACCUUUAAUCGAAGACGGACUAUGUGCGGCACUCUGGACUAUUUGCCACCUGAGAUGGUGGAAAGUGUAGAGCAUGAUGCAAGUGUGGACAUUUGGAGCCUUGGUGUUCUGUGCUUUGAGUUUCUGUACGGGAUGCCCCCAUUUGAAGCAAAGGAACACUCGGACACAUAUAGAAGGAUUGUGCAAGUGGAUCUCAAAUUUCCUGCCAAACCAGUUGUUUCAUCAGCAGCCAAGGACCUCAUUAGUCAGAUGCUUGUAAAGGAUUCUUCCCAGCGUCUGCCCCUGAAAAAGGUACUAGAGCAUGCUUGGAUUGUGCAGAAUGCUGAUCCUUCAGGCGUUUAUAAGGGCUGAUGAGAGAGUACUACAUCACCAAUUACUCUCACAAUCUUUGUGGCGGACUACAAAUUGUUUUCAUUUUUUACUGAAGAGCAUCUUUGCUCAGCUGGAUCGUAAAAUUAUGUGAUGUAACAUAACCACACCAAGAUGUUAAACCUUUGUGAUCUUCAAAACCUUGCAUGAAAGGAGGUUUCUAUA